Messenger RNA from Folsomia candida, 708 nucleotides. Its product is annotated as S-phase kinase-associated protein 1-like. NCBI's taxonomy places the organism in Eukaryota, Metazoa, Arthropoda, Collembola, Entomobryomorpha, Isotomidae. The coding region runs from base 141 to 641 and encodes 166 amino acids. Gene Ontology annotation, cellular component: cytoplasm; nucleus. Gene Ontology annotation, molecular function: cullin family protein binding. The record is from RefSeq and is a predicted model, not a curated record. Gene Ontology annotation, biological process: SCF-dependent proteasomal ubiquitin-dependent protein catabolic process. The transcript is spliced from 4 exons.
CCCUCUAGGUGGGUAAAUGACCCCUCCAUCGUGACUACGCACUUCCUCACUGAAAGCCAGUAAGGUUCGCCUCGUCAACUGCAGCAGAUACUCUUCUCUUACGCCUAUCGUUGAACCACAAUAUUUGUAAUUGGUUUCAGAUGCCUUUCAUCAAUUUGGAAUCCUCCGAGGGGGAAAGGGUCAAGGUUGACGUGGACGUGAUACAAUGCUCCCAGACGAUCAAAAGUCUCAUCGAAAACUUGGGACUGGAGGAUAGCGACGAUGACCGCGAAGUCGUCCCGCUGCCAAACGUUAACACCGAAGUACUGCGUAAGGUCAUUGCAUGGGCGGAGCAUCACAAGGAUGACCCCCCACCCAUCGAGGAUGAUGAGGAUCCACCACGUGAACGGUGCACCGACGACAUCACCACGUGGGAUGCUAACUUCAUCAAGAUGGAACAAACCCAGUUGUUUGACCUGAUCGUGGCUGCUAACUACCUCGACAUCAGCGGCUUGUUGGACCUCGGGUGCAAAAUUGUGGCGAACAUGAUCGAAGGCAAGACGGCAGAUGAGAUUCGGGCAAUGUUCAACAUCGAGAAUGACCUGUCACCCGAGGAGUUGGAACAAAUUCGCAUGGAGAACCAAUGGUGUGAGGAAAAGUAGGAGGAAAAUUUCUAAUAUGCUGUUUUCUUGGAAGUUUUAAAUAAAAAAAAGUUUCAUUUAAGUGCAA